Molecule: messenger RNA, 10209 nt
Organism: Pantherophis guttatus
Lineage: Eukaryota; Metazoa; Chordata; Lepidosauria; Squamata; Colubridae
Source: RefSeq, a predicted model, not a curated record
UCCACUCCACAAUGCUUUACAGCUCUCUUUGAGCAGUUUACAAAGUCAGCAUAUGGUCUCCAGCAAUCUGGGUCCUCAUUUUACCCACCUUAGAAGGAUGAAAGCUGAAUCAACCAUGACCCUGUCAGAGUGAAACUUCUGGCUGUGGGCAAUUAGCCUAUAGUACUGCAUUCUAAUCACUGAUCCACCACGUUUCUAUAGAUUUUGAUAUUUAUGCAUAUUGUGCCUUUCAGAUCCAAACGAGACAAGGUAGAAUCCAACAAAAUGAAAUUUAAUGUGGAGAAAAAUAAGCUUUUACAGCUGGGCAGGAAAAACAGAUUACCUGAAACCUGGCUGGAUAAUAGUAACUGUGAAGGGUCCUUGGAGUUGGAAUGGAUGAUCAAUUAAGCAUGAAUUACCUGUGUGCGGCAGCAGCCAAAACGAACACAAUCCUUGGUUGUAUAAACAGAGGCAUAGAAUCAAAAUCACAUGAAGUAUUAUUACCGCUCUAUAAAGCCUUAGUAAGACCACACUCGGAAUACCGCAUCCUCUUUGGGUCAUCAUAUUACAAAAAAGAUGUUGAAACUUUGGAAAAAGAGCAAAGAAGAGCAGCUAAGCUGAUUAAAGGCCGGAAGACUAAAACAAGAACUGUUAUAGGAACUGGGCAUGGCUAGUCUAGUGAAGAGAAGGACCAGGGGAGACAGGAUAGCAGUGUUCCAAUAUUUGAGGGGCUGCCACAGAGAGGGUGGGGUCCUAGGCACCUGAAGGCCAGACAAGGAAUAAUGGAUGGAAACUUAUCAAGGAACGAUUCUGACAGAACAAUCAACCAAUGGAAGAGCUUGCCUUCGAAAGUUGUGGGCGCUUCAUUGCUGGUGGCUUUGAAGAAGAGAUUGGACUGCCAUUUGUCAGAAAUGGUGUAGGGUCUCCUGCUUGGGCGGGAGGUUGGACUAGAAUAGCUCCAAGUUCCCUUCCAGCUCUAUUCUGAUUUUGAUUUUGAAUCCUCAAUCCAUUCUGGUGCUUUUUUGCUAAGUAGGAGGUUUUAAAAGAAAGAUGAGUAUCAAUGGAGAUUAAGGUUAUCGUUUGCCCUCAAAGUGAUGUGUGGAUGCCAAUAUUUAAGUGGUACAUUUCCAGUAACUCCCUCUGAUGAGUAUUUUAUUUUAUUUUAUUAAAUUUCUAUACCGCCCUUCUCCCGAAGGACUCAGGGCGGUGAAAAGCCACAAAAUAAAACACAUAAGUACAAAAAUUUAAAAUAGAAUAAAAUGAAUUAAAUAAUUUGGCUGACACAAAUUUAAAAUACCCAAUAUUUUAAAAACAAAUUAAAAUUUGCAUUUAAAAAGGGGAGAAGAUUUAGGCCAGGCUGGCUUGCUGAAAUAAGAAAGUCUUGAGCGCGCGACGGAAGGUGCGCAGAUCCGGGAUCCUCCGUAUCUCUGGGGGGAGCUCGUUCCAGAUCAUAGGUGCCCCCACAGAGAAGGCUCUCCCCCUAGGGGCUGACAGUCGACAUUGUUUGGCCGACGGCACCCGGAGGAGCCCCUCUCUAUGGGAGCGUACUGGUCGGUGGGAGUAUAUCCACUAGAGCAGAGUUGCAGGCAGAAAUGCAAUUAGUCCUGAAUCCCUUACUAUUGUUUCAGCUUUUCUUCCUUUGCUUACUAUUGUCACAGUCUGCCUUUCCACCGUUUCACUUUAUGCAAGUAAUAACAGAGAAAGAAAACCAUAAGGAAAAGGGGAUUAUAGUGAUGCUGAAUUAGAAAAUGCAACUCAUAGGCUCUUCCUCUUACGUAGGAAAUACGUAAGAUCUCCGACCUCCGGGUGUUUCGCUGCGCACUGAAGACCCUGUUUUUCCGCCAGGCAGGGCUAUCAACAUAAUAAUUUUAAAUUGGGGUAUUUUAAAUUUUGGGGUUUUAAAUCGGCCAAAUCUAUUUAAUUAUUUUAAUUUUUAAUCAUUGUUGUGUCCUGUGUUUUUAAAUUGGCUGUACACCGCCCUGAGUCCUUCGGGAGAAAGGCGGUAUAGAAAUAAAAUGAUGAUGAUGAUGAUGAUGAUGAUGAUGAUGAUUAUACUAAUUUUGUGGUGAUCUUUCCUUGCCUUCCCUCGUGUUGCCCAUCUCUGGACUCACACAAUCUUAUCAAUACCUUUUUUAAAGUGAAGUCUCCAGAACUGGACACAGUAUUCCAAAUGGAGUCUCACUAAAGCCCUAUGUAGAGAGAUAGGAGCUCCUUUUUGCUGAGGGUGAUACAUCUGGUGAUGCAUCUCAGAAUUUUGUUUGCCUUCCCAGCUGCCUGGCCACACUGCUUACUUAUGUUGUAGUUAUCAUUGUUUCAGUGCCAUGGCAACUACUUUCACAGAGUUGUGUAAAAGAAGGGAAGAGAAAGCAGUGGUAGGGAUAUGUGGACGCAUAUUAAGUUCACAUUUCUUGAGGUGAAUUUCCUACUCAAUCCCUAUGUAAAAAUGGUUUUUCCUCAUCAUAGUUUAGCUUUCUUUUCCUUUUUCGGGAUCUUCCUUUUUCUUUCAUCAGAAGAGACCGGAGGGGUCCCUGCCCUUUCUCCUCCCCCCUUUGUUAUGAGGCUGAGGGAAAAGUUUGGGAAGGGCAGCUGCAUGUAUUGAAUUAAAGAAAUAAAAAUAAAUAAAUUAAAAUCAACUUCCUGAUUGUGGCCUUCCUGCCUGUGUCCCAUCUGCCUCCCCUUCAGGAGGGAGUUCUCAAUAACCGCAAGACACCAGCUGUCUUUCCCACAGAGGCUCCUGGUCCUCCUCUUCUGACCGCCCGGCUGUUUCUGACAGGAUUUGGACCAGGGGUGAAAUGCUCCUGGGUCAGACAGGAUUGCCCAAUCCAGUAGUUAGGGCAGUGGGUGGUUUGGGAAACUGGUAGCAAAAAUCCUGCCUCCCUCCAUGCCCAGCUGAGCCACCUGAUCACCAGAGGCUUUUUUUUUAAAGCAUUUUUUCUACAACCUGUUCUGUCAAAGAAAUGCUUUUAAAAGUUUUUUUUAAAAAAAACCCUCUGAUGAUCAUGUGGCUCAGCUGGCAUCAUCAGCGGCUUUUAAAAUCAUUUUUUUUACAGCCUCUUUAGCGGAAGAGGUAGAAAAAAUGCUUUUAAAAAUUUUGGAAAAAAAAGUUGGCCGCGCCCAUUCAGUCACAUUACCCCCUCCCCCCACCAAGCCACGCCCACAGAACUGGCAGUAACAAAUUUUACAUUUCACCCCUGAUUUGGACCCUUUGGAGGCCUCCCACAAUCUCUGCGGAGCCUUCAGGGCGGCUGUUCUUGAGGGAAGUGAUUUUAAAUCCUCCAGAGAGAUUUUUCUCCAUCUCCACAGAUGAUUCCUGGACAGGAAAGGAGAGGAAGAUGGAGAAAAUGCUGCCUCUGAAAAGCACAAAGCUUUUCUUGGGCUGGCAGGCAUUGAGAGGGGCCUUUCCUCCUACUCUCAAGCCCAUCAUCCCUGCCCUCUCCCUUCCCCUCAGACGCGCUCCUCUUUCCCGCCCUUUCUGCAAUCCUGGCACUUUGCGCCAAAUCCCCCAGAGGGCGCCCUCCACCAAUAGAAGGGGACUCCCGGUGCUUUUCCAUUGGUCCACUGGAGGGUGAAUGUCACAGCCGUCUUUGUAGAGGAGGCCGGGAAGGAAGUGACAUCAUGAAAGCUUGCCGCUCUAGGAUGGUGCUCUCGCUCUCCUUAACAUCCGCAGGAGGCGGAGAGGCUGGCGGGGGAAGAUCCAUAUGUGCCCCCGAUACAGAAACUGGAAGCCAUUUGAAAUCUUUGCAAGCCAAAAUUUUCUCUUGGGGAAAAGAAAAAGAGCGGAAUCCCUUGGGGGGAUCAGUCCUGCAGCCCCAGAAAUGGUCCCGUGAAGGAAAAGGCAUCUGGAGACCCACCAGAGUCCUUGGAGCCAUUUGCAGUUGCUCUGCAGGACAGAGAAAGGAUGGAGACACAACCUUUUGGAAAGGAGAGAAGCGGAAAAGGCCCUUCAGCUGCUCAGCCUGGGAAGGGGGGAAAGCUCUGGACAAGGACUGGACAGGAGAUCCUGGAGGAGGAAACCCUCCUCCCUUCAGAAGUUCAGCCCUGGAACUUCAUCCAAUGGCAGGAGCUUGAGGGUCCCCGAGGAUUUUGCAGCCACCUCCAUGACUUUUGUAGGCGAUGGCUGAGAUCAGAAAAGCACACCAAAGCAAAGAUGCUGGACCUGGUUGUUCUGGAGCAGUUCCUGGCUCUUCUGCCCCCAGAGAUGGAGAGCUGGGUGCGAGAAUAUGGAGUGGAGACCAGUUCCCAGGCGGUGGCUCUGGUGGAAGGCUUCCUCCUGAGCCAAGUGGAGGAGCAGAAGGAGCAGGUUGAGUUACAGUGCUGCACUGUGGAGAUCAGAGAUCCUGAGGGAAAGAAGAACCCAUCAAAUCCCCCUCAUGAGCUAUUUUUCAGGAGGAUCCCUUGGGAGGAUCAAAGUCAGGACACUUCAGGAGAGAAACAAAGAAUGAAAUUUUCUGGUUUUUAUGACGGUGAUAAAACAGCGGUUGAACCCCUAAAUCAGGAGAGUCUUGUGUCCUUCGAGGAGGUGGCUGUGUAUUUCUCUGAGGAGGAAUGGUCUCAGCUGGAUCCUGACCAAAAAGCUCUGCAUUCGGAAGUCAUGCUUGAAAACUAUAGGAACGUGGUCUCUCUCGGUAAUGAUGGUCAGGAGAAUCAAGAUUUUUGUGAAUUGUUCCAAGUAAUCAAUGCUAAAGAUGGAACGGAGAAGUUUGGAAUUCGAAUGGAACAAAAAACCCAUGAUAGAAACCAGUCAAAUGAUUGGAAUCAGGAAAGCUCAUCUUCCACCGAUGCUCCGAUACAAGACUUUCUUGCCCAACAGGAGAAAAUAAGGAAAAAAUAUAUUGGGGAAAGAGUGAAGCCAAUCAAAGCUAAAUUACUUACAAGGAUUCACAUUAAGGACAAGCUAUACAAAUGCAGAGAGUCUGCUAACAGGUUCGGAAGACGUAGUAAUCUUAUUUCCCCUAAAAGGAUCAACACAGGGGAAAAGCCAUAUAAAUGCAUGGAGUGUGAAAAGACCUUUGCUCAUAGAUGUGUCCUAAGAGCACAUGAAAGGCUCCACACUGGGGAGAAACCAUAUAAAUGCAUGGAAUGUGGAAAGGCCUUUGCUCAAAGAGGUCAUCUUAUUUCCCAUAAGAGGAUCCACACAGGGGAGAAACCGUAUAAAUGCAUGGAAAGUGGAAAGACAUUUGCUCAAAGAGAUCCUCUUAUUUCCCAUAAGAGGAUCCACACAGGAGAAAAGCCAUUUGAAUGCAUGGAGUGUGGAAAGACCUUUGCUCAGAGCAGUGUCCUAAGAGUACACGAAAGGCUGCACACUGGGGAGAAACUGUAUCAAUGCAUGGAAUGUGGAAAGACCUUUGCUUCUAGUAAUGGACUUACUAUUCACAAAAUGAUCCACACAGGGGAGAAACCAUAUAAAUGCAUGGAAUGUGGAAAGGCCUUUGCUCAAAGAGGUCAUCUUAUUCGCCAUAAGAGGAUCCACACAGGGGAGAAGCCGUAUAAAUGCAUGGAGUGUGAAAAGACCUUUGCUCACAGAUGUGUCCUAAGAGCACAUGAAAGGCUCCACACUGGGGAGAAACCAUAUAAAUGCAUGGAAUGUGGAAAGGCCUUUGCUCAAAGAGGUCAUCUUAUUUCCCAUAAAAGGAUCCACACAGGGGAGAAACCGUAUAAAUGCAUGGAAAGUGGAAAGACAUUUGCUCAAAGAGAUCCUCUUAUUUCUCAUAAGAGGAUCCACACAGGAGAAAAGCCAUUUGAAUGCAUGGAGUGUGGAAAGACCUUUGCUCAGAGCAGUGUCCUAAGAGUACACGAAAGGCUGCACACUGGGGAGAAACUGUAUCAAUGCAUGGAAUGUGGAAAGACCUUUGCUUCUAGUAAUGGACUUACUAUUCACAAAAUGAUCCACACAGGGGAGAAACCAUAUAAAUGCAUGGAAUGUGGAAAGGCCUUUGCUCAAAGAGGUCAUCUUAUUCGCCAUAAGAGGAUCCACACAGGGGAGAAGCCAUAUAAAUGUAUGGAGUGUGAAAAGACCUUUACAAAUAGUAAUGGACUUAAUCUUCACAAAAUGAUCCACACAGGGGAGAAACCGUAUAAAUGCUUGGAAUGUGGAAAAACCUUUGCUCAAAGGGGUAGUCUUAUUUCCCAUAAGAGGAUCCACACAGGGGAGAAGCCGUAUAAAUGCAUGGAGUGUGGAAAGACCUUUGCUCAAAGAGGUCAUCUUAUUCGCCAUAAGAUGAUCCACACAGGGGAGAAGCCGUAUAAAUGCAUGGAGUGUGGAAAGACCUUUACUCGUAGCAGUGAACUUACUAUGCACAAAAAGUUCCACACAGGGGAGAAGCCGUAUAAAUGCAUUGAGUGUGGAAAGACCUUUGCUCAGAGCAGUGUCCUAAGAGUACACGAAAGGCUCCACACAGGAGAGAGACCGUAUAAAUGCAUGGAGUGUGGAAAGACCUUUGCUCAAAGAAAUAAUCUUAUUUACCAUAUGAAGAUCCAUACAGGGGAAAAGCCAUAUAAAUGCAUGGAGUGUGGAAAGACCUUUGCUCAGAGCAGUGUUCUAAGAGUACACGAAAGGCUCCACACAGGGGAGAAACCAUAUGAAUGCAUGGAAUGUGGAAAGACCUUUGCUUAUAGUAAUGGACUUACUAUUCACAAAAUGACCCAUACAGGGAAAAAGCCAUUUAAAUGCAUGGAGUGUGGAAAGACUUUUGCUCAGUGCAGUUACUUAAGAAUACACAAAAGGAUCCACACAGGGGAGAAACCAUAUAAAUGUAUGGAAUGUGGCAAGGCCUUUGCUCAAAGAGGUCAUCUUAUUCGCCAUAAGAGAAUCCACACAGGGGAGAAGCCGUUUAAAUGCAUGGAGUGUGGAAAGACCUUUGCUUAUAGUAAUGGACUUACUAUUCACAAAAUGAUCCACACAGGGGAGAAACCAUAUAAAUGCUUGGAGUGUGGAAAGAUGUUUGCUCAAAGAGUUAAUCUUAUUUCCCAUAAGAGGACCCACACAGGGGAGAAGCCGUAUAAAUGCAUGGAAUGUGGAAAGAUGUUUGCUCAAAGAAGUAAUCUUAUUUCCCAUAAGAGGAUCCACACGGGAGAAGCUGUAUAAAUGCAUGGAGUGUGGGAAAACCUUUGUUUAUAAUAAUGGACUUACUAUCCACAAAAUGAUCCACACAGGGGAAAAGCCAUUUAAAUGCAUGGAAUGUGGAAAGGCCUUUGCUCGAAGAGGUAGUCUUAUUCACCAUAAGACAAUCCACACGGGAGAAACCAUAUAAAUGAACGGAGUGUGGAAAGGGCUUUGCUCAGAAAGUUAGUCUUACUUCUCAUAAAAGAAUCCACGCUCAGGAGAAACUGCAUAGCAAUAGUAAUUCCACUUAGACUUAUAUACCACUCCACGUUGCUUUACAUCACUCUUUGAGCAGUUUACAAAGUCAGCAUAUGGUCUCCAGCAAUCUGGGUCCUCAUUUUACCCACCUCAGAAGGAUGAAAGCUGAAUCAACCGUGACCCUGUCAGAAUCAAACUUCUGGCUGUGGGCAAUUAGCCUAUAGUACUGUAUUCUAUCCACUGAUCUACCACGUCUCUAUAGAUUUUCAUCUGUAUGCAUAUUGUGCUUUCCUGAUCCAAAGGAGACAAGGUAGAAUCCAGCAAAAUGAAAUUUAAUGUGGAGAAAAGUAACCUUUUACACCUGGGCAGGAAAAACAGAUUACCUGAAACCUGGCUCGAAAAUAGUAACUGUGAAGGGUCCUUGGAGUUGGAAUGGAUGAUCAAUUAAGCAUGAAUCACCUCUGUGCAGCAGCAGCCAAAAAAGCAAAUACAAUCCUUGGUUGUAUAAACAGAGGCAUAGAAUCAAAAUCACAUGAAGUAUUACUACCGCUCCAUAAAGCCUUAGUAAGACCACACCUGGAAUACUGCAUCCCGUUUGGGUCAUCAUGUUACAAAAAAGAUGUUGAAACUUUGGAAAAAGUGCAAAGAAGAGCAGCUAAGUUGAUUAAAGGCCAAAAGAUUAAAGGCUAAAAGAAGAAUGGUUAUAGGAACUGGGCAUGGUUAGUCUAGUGAAGAGAAGGACCAGUGGGGACAGGAUAGCAGUGUUCCAAUAUUUGAGGGGCUGCCACAGAGAAGAGGGGGUCAAACUAUUUUUCAAGGCACCUGAAGGCCAGACAAGGAAUAAUGGAUGGAAACCUAUCAAGGAGCGAUUCUACCUAGAAAUAAAGACAAAUUUUCUGACAGAACAAUCAACCAAUGGAAGAGCUUGCCUUCAGAGGUUGUGGGCAGUUCAUUGCUGGUGGCUUUGAAGAAGAGAUUGUACUGUCAUUUGUCAGAAAUAGUGUAGGGUCUCCUGCUUGGGUGGGGGAUUGGAUGAGAUGAACGACAAGGUCCGUUCCAAGUCUGUUAACGUAAUAUCUAAUUUUUUCCCCAAACCAACAGAGGGCAAAAUAAGGAACAAAUGGAUGGAAACUAAUCAAGGAGAGAAGCAACUUGGAACUUUCUUACACUGAGGACAAUUCACCAGUGGAACAGCUUGCCUUCAGAUAGCGUGGGUGCUUCUUCACUGGACAUUUUUAAGAAGAGACUGGACAGUCACUUUCUGAAAUGAUAUAGGAUCUCCUGCUUGGGCGGGGGGUUGGACUAGAAGAGCUCCAAGUUCCCUUCCAGCUCUAUUCUGAUUUUGAUUUGGAAUCCUCAAUCCAUUCUGGUGCUUUUUUGCUAAGUAGGAGGUUUUAAAAGAAAGAUGAGUAUCAGUGGAGAUUAAGGUUAUCGUUUGCCCUCAAAGUGAUGUGUGGAUGCCAAUAUUUAAAUGGUACAUUUCAAGUAACUCCCUCUGAUGAGUAUAUCCACUAGAGCAGAGUUGCAGGCAGAAAUGCAAUUAGUCCUGAAUCCCGUACUAUUGUUUCAGCUUUUCUUCCUUUGCUUACUAUUAUCACAGUCUGCCUUUCCACCGUUUCACUUUAUGCAAGUAAUAACUGAGAAAGGAAACCAUAAGGAAAGGGGGGUUAUAGUGAUGCUGAAUUAGAAAAUGCAACUCAUAGGCUCUUUCUCCUUAUUUUGUGGUGAUCUUUCCUUGCCUUCCCUCGUGUUGCCCAUCUCUGGAUUCAUACAAUCUUAUCAAUACCUUUUUUAAAGUGAGGUCUCCAGAACUGGACUCAGUAUUCCAAAUGGAAUCUCACUAAAGCCCUAUGUAGAGGGAUAGGAGCUCCUUUUUGCUGAUGGUGAUACAUCUGGUGAUGCAUCUCAAAAUUUUGUUUGCCUUCGUAGCUGCCUGGCCACACUGCUUACUUAUGUUGCAGUUAUCCUUGUUUCAGUGCCAUGGCAACUACUUUCACAGUGUUGUGUAAAAGAAGGGAAGAGAAAGCAGUGAUAGGGAUAUGUGGAUGCAUAUUAAGUUCCCAUAGGUAGGCAGCCUGCUGGCCAACCCAGGCAGUCCCUGAUUUACAAUAAUUUAUUAAGUAACCAUUUGAAGUUACAAUGGCAAUAAAUGAUGGCUCUGACCUCCUCCCUCCCUCCCAAAUUAGGCCUACUCCAGGAUAUCAGAAUGAAAACCAUUCUGGUGUGCUAACAUUGCAAAGGAUCAAUCAAGAAGGAAGAUCUUUCGAAAGCAACGAGGUCCAAAAUAUCAUGAAAAUAAGAACUACAAAAAUUACUUCAGUCCUUCCUGAUGAAACACACAGAAAGGUGAAUGGGAAGUUUCUCUGGGAUGUCCAGAUACCAAAAAUAAUCCAGCCUGCCAACAAAGUAGAAAAUGUGUAGCUCAUGGUUGAAAUGAGGGGCCCUUGGUGGUCUCUGAGCUUGAUUGUGUUGUUGUAGACCUUUCAUUAGCCAAACGAGGGAAGAUCCUCAGUGCACCAACCAACCUCAGAGGGCACCAAGGACCCCUCAAUCCAACUUGCAUCCACUAUGUCAAAUUAAUAUCUGUGUCAACCAGGAUGAAUGCAGAAGCAAGGAACCUUUUUUGGUCAAAGAUCUCUUAGGAUGUGAUGGAAUAAUGACAAUUGUCUUUCAAGCAAGGGGCCAGAAUGAACAGAAGCUGAAACAAAUGCACAGGCAAAAGAUGUUUUUCAACCAUUAGGACUUGGUUUUUCCUCAUCAUAGUUUAGCUUUCUAUUCCUUUUUCAGGAUCUUCCUUUUCUUUCAUCAGAAGAGACCGGAGGGAUCCCUGCCCUUUCUUCUCCCCCAUUUGCUGAGAGGCUGAGUGAAUUGUUUGGGAAGGGCAGCUGCAUGUAUUGAAUUAAAGAAAUAAAUUAAAAUCAUUUCCCGGA